Molecule: messenger RNA, 1335 nt
Organism: Rotaria sp. Silwood1
Lineage: Eukaryota; Metazoa; Rotifera; Eurotatoria; Philodinida; Philodinidae
Source: the annotation of a GenBank genome assembly
AUGGCUAAUCUGGCAGAUACUGAAAUUGAAUCAACCAUUGAAUCAAGUGUAACAUCUGAGGACGACGAAGGACUGGAUCCCCGAGUUCAAUUUGAAUUAGAACGAUUAAAUCAUGCAAAUGAAGCAAUCAAUCAUUUAGAAUUACAAUUUGAUGAAGCUCGAAAACAUCUUAAAGAAUUUUGGAGUACAGCUGAAGAAGAAUUAUUUCAAUUAGAAAAAAGUAUUGGUUCAGCUGUAAAUAAAGCACGAAGUUAUUAUGAUGCUCGAAUUCAACUACGACAUAAAAAAGAAAUCUUAACUAAAGCAAAACAUCGAUUUGAACGUGCACAAGCUUUAUAUGUUGCUGCCAAAGAAUUAGCUGUAGCUUCGGCUGAUUAUAUUGAUGAAGCCGAAAAAGCAAAUCAAAAUCCAGAAAAAUGGAGCGAAACCUAUGGUCAUGCUCUUUCAAAAGCAUCUGCUGCUGAAGAAGAAAAAUACGAAGCUGAUUUAGAUCAACAAAAAGCUGAACAAGCUUAUUUUGAAGUAGAAAAAUUAGUUGAGAGACUACAAAAAACUUAUCGACGAGCGAUUAAUAAAUCACAACCUUAUUAUGAAAAAAAAGCUGAAUAUCAUAAAGAAUUAGAUUUUCAAAAACGUAAAGUUGACGGACUUGAAAAUUGUGUUAACGAAGCUAAAUCACAAUAUCAAGAAUCAUUGCGUAAUCUCGAAAAAAUUAGUAACGAAAUUCAUGCACAACGAAAUCACGGAAAGUUACCAUGUGAACCUGGCGACCGGACAGACGGUGUCACUGAAGAACAAAUAACUUACACAGAAUUCGAUAAAUUGCCACCAUCACCGACUACAACAAGUCCAUCAACAUCCCCUAAAAUUUACCCAGUAAAACGAUUAAAUCAUCCAGAACAAUUACUUCGUUCAUGUUUACUUCGUACGGAAAAAUUACCAGCUGGAAUAUUUGCUAAUACAAGUGGUCGAAGUUCACCGGAAGGUGUUGAAACAACUGCAAAAAAAUUUAAUGAUCAAUUUAUUCUUUCUUCACAACAAACACCACCACAAAUUGUUAUUAUUAAUUCCGAUACAGAAUUAAAGAAAACUUCACAUUAUACUCAUCAAAGAAAACCGAGUGAUGGUUAUUCAUCACAAAUAACUGAUGAUGAAGAUGAUCGAACAGGUUCUCUUCAUGUUCUAACUGAUGAACAACUUGAACAUUUAGCUUCUGUUUAUCAUCCUCUUCCACCACCACCUGAGGCAGGUAUGGCUAAAACAAUAUCUACACGAAUGUCCGAAUCUCUAUUAUAUUCAUUAAGCAAUCCUCUUUCUAAACUUGUUCUACGUUAA